AUGCCAGUCGGUUACAGAGAAACAAUACUUUUGUUGUAUAACAAGGAGAAAGAAACCACCAUCCAAUAUGUCUGGUGGCUUUUAAUUUCUGCCUGUUUUUCGUUGAAUCUGAUGAUUCCUAUAUUUACCAAACAGUUCAUUACUACAGUAGGAUAUAAAUUUAAACUAAGAUCAUCACUUCAAACCUCUAAGGAGGUAAGGUACCGAUUUUUUAGUUACUUUUACCGGCGAGAAUUUGCCUCCAUAACCGGGCUCGUCAUGGGAGACAAUCAGCUGACCGAUUCUGGAGCCACUCUUGUCGCAGUUUGUCAGAUGAACUCCACCAAUGACGUGGACCGUAACAUGGGAAUUUGCAAAGAUUUAAUAAACAAAGCCAAGUCGAGAGGAGCCAAGGUGAAGAUGAUAUGGAUUUUAAAAUGUUUUGUCCCUUAGUCACCAACCCCAUCCCCCCACCAUCACCCCUUAACUCUCACCUCUUACACUCCUUGCCCCUUACCCCUCAUACCUUGACCCCACCCCAAUUUUUACCCCCCUCUUCUUACUCCUAUCUUGCCCCAUGUACUAAUAAUUAAUUAUUAGAUUCUACAUAUUGGAAACAGUACAAGUACAAAAAUAAAAAAAAAAAUGACUCGGUGGCUGGUGGCAAAUCUUUUCUUCUAACAAAUGCAUUUGCACAAUCAAUUGUUUUCUCACUUUAUGUUUUUCUGAAGAACUGAUAAUUCAAAGCCAAAGCAAGAGUUACCUCUUUGAUCCUAUGAAAUGUGCUCAAGAGGUUGAUCAGAUGAAAAUAAAGAUAUCUUUAGUUAGAUAAAACACCAACUUCCUUUUAUUUGUAAGACUAAUGUUACCUACUGGAAUUUUCCUUUACAGUUUGUGUUUUUGCCUGAAUGUUUUGACUAUGUUGGAGAAAACAGCGAACAGUCUUUGUCAAUGGCAGAACCACUGGAGAGUCCAAGAAUGCAAAGUUUAUGUGAAUUAGCAAAAGAACUGGGUGUUUGGCUCUCCCUUGGUGGAUACCAUGAAAAGGUUCACUUCUGAUUCUAAGUAUUAGGAUGAUGAAUCAGCUUGGUAGUGCUUAAAGAUCUCAUUAAAGUCAACAUAUUGGUGGUAACACUUCACUUGAUCCUUGACCCAGUUUAACCCUUUAGCUCCCAAGAUCAGAUUGUCAAUUCUUGCCUCUUGCUGCUACACAUUUCCUUGUGAAUAAGUUAUGAGAAUAAUGAGUUCGAUCCAGACAACAACUUCAACCUGAUAAGGUUGAGUAUUCUCAUAACUUGUUUGCUGAAUAAUGUAUGGAUGUCAGAGGGAGAAGUGACAUGUUGAUCACUUCUUGCAGUUAAAGGGUCAAGGCAAAGGGUAGGGUAGGUCAGGAUAGGCUCUCAUUUACUUUAUUUAUCUUUUUUUUUUUCUAAAAUGUUAUGGUCAAAUUUCUGAUUUAUAAACUUGUUCAUGCAUGGUAUUGGGGAAAGACAUUUUCAUCAUUAUCUUUGCAGUGAACUAUUAUUCGGUGUUCAAAGCAUUCAAAUUGCAAGUGACCCAUUAUAUUUGCAUGAUAUCUUGUAGUCAUGGCCAGUUGAUCAACCUUCCCAGGCAAAAUAGUUUGAUAAUUGCAUGAGAAAGACAACAUGACAAAUACAUGGGAACUUUUAAGCACCUUGUAACGUGGUACUUGGUAAUAGAUUGCAAAACCUACUUGAUAACAGAAGAGAUUUGAAUUUCGGUGGAAGGAAAAUUUUAGGUGAAAUCAAAAUAAUGACAUUUUUAUGUCAAAUAGAGUACUUUUUUUGAUUGAGUGUGAUGCGACCAAAACAAAAUCCAAAGUUUGAGAAAACUGAAGUGGCUAAUUCGCAGUUGGUUUUAGCUCUACAUCUGUUUGAUCAAAAAAGGGGGCAAUUUUUUCAGACCAAUCUCAAAGGGAAGUAAAACAAAACCAAAAGGUAAUUCCAGAUUAUUUCCAACCCUCUAUUGAACUCUCUUUUUAUAAAUUAACAUUAGCCACCGACCUACUGACAGGUGUUAUUCUCAGUUUAAAUGUGAUUUAUUAUAUCUCUCAUUUAUUAUGUGUCCUAUGAUUGGUCAAUUUCAGUGUGCAGCUUGUUAAAUUCCAAACUUUGUUGGUAUUGAAAUCUUUAGCCUCUGUUUAAACCCAGAGAUAAAUAUAGCAAAUUUUGUACCAACCUUGUUUUCUUGGUCUGUACUAUGAGUUAUGGAAGCUUGUUUUUCCUAUCGCAUUUAUGGCCGUUAAUAUGAGUGGAAAAAACUCAGUCUGUAACUUACAGUAUUAGAGACCUCAAACUGCAUUUUUAAGAGUUUUGUAUACCUUGCACUGCUGGGGUUAAAAACUUUCUUAUGUGGCAAUGGAAAUAAUUAUUUUUACUUUCAUUUGGGAGCUUAGGUAAGUAAUUAAGUGUAAUCAUUUCAGUAGUCAUCAGUAUUGUUUUCCCUUUUUCAUACACUUUUAAAUCAUAGGGUCCACCAGAUGAUAAGAGGCUGCGUAACUCGCAUGUCAUUGUGAAUGACAGUGGCUCCAUAGUUGCAGUGUAUCGGAAAAUACAUCUGUUUGAUAUUGAUGUGAAAGAUGGACCCAGGCUUAAGGAAAGUGACACCUGUAUCCCUGGUAACCAGAUAGUGCCACCUGUGUCUACCCCUGUGGGGAAUGUUGGCCUUGCCAUUGUAUCCUUUGCAUAAUGAACAGUUAAGUGUGGUUGUUGUGGUUCAGAUUUUCCUUCCUUUAAGUUUUUCAAACCAGCUUGAAUUUUGUUUCUCUCUGACUAACUUCUGCAGAAGACAAAAAUGGAGGUCAGACUGGCUUGAAAAUGUUUAAAUCAAGGAAAUCUUUGAACAAUACAUAUUGUGGUCAUCUGUUUAUUGGUGGUCUUUAAAAGUACUUUACUUUCACAGUGCUUCACUCCAGCCAGGAGUGUAAAUAGCUACUGCCAAACUGUCAGGGUAGCUUGAUAAAACUCUGGGCAGAGGGGGGAAAGGGGGGGGGGGGGGGGGUCUUGCAAUGGAUUGGCAUCCCAUCUAUGGGGAGUAGAUUAGUUCCAGCCACAUACCUUUUAAUGGUUGCUUUAGAAAGUCAUGUUGAUCUGUUGUAACAACACUAAACUAAGAUGAGAAAAGUGUAGUUCCAAGUCCUGGCUGGAUUGCUAUGUUAUAUUUUGAUGCAAGGCACCCCGCUCUUACAGUGACUCUCCUUACCCAGGAUGGUAUAAAUGGGUACCAGCUAACUCAGGGAACCUGAUAAUAUGAAAGACGUUAACCCUGAGCUAGACUAAAAUCCUUUCCAGGGUGGAAAAGCUAUACUCCCACUUUGUUCGUGUCACCAAAACUGGAUGAGCUGCAGCAGGAGAAGCCUUAUGGCUCAUAAGCUGACUUCAUUUUUUUAUGUCAGUUUAAUAACACUGAACAACAACAGCAGUCCUUCUCAGGUCUAUUUUCACCCAGGAAUCACCUGAUAUAAUUGACUGGUUACCUGACUCAGUAGGGAAGUUGAAUACAUCAUCAUUAAAACUUCGCUCAUAACUGAGUACUUCCUACUUUUCUACAACAUUUAACCCUGAGUAAUUGUUUCAAGAAAAUCAGUUGUAAUAGUAACCUGGGAACAGCAGCAUAUGCAAAAUGUCAUUCUUUCUGGUGCUGUGUGAUCCUUAACAUGAUGGUUGUUCCAGUGCUAUGAUGUACGUUUUCCAGAGCUGUCCCUUAUUUUAGCACAACAGGGAGCCGACAUCUUAACAUUUCCAUCAGCAUUUACUCAGAUCACUGGAUCAGCACACUGGGAGGUUUGUACAUGUACUUAUAAUUUUUACUGCUUAUGACUUUUAUCAGAGGUCUCCAAAUCCAGCAACUCUAAAUUCAAAACUUAUGAACACAUUGUGGCAACAGAAACAGGCUACUUUUAGCCCUUUACCCCAAGCUACCUGGAUAAUUGAAGAAAAAAUGUCGAAUUCAAACAUUUGUACUCGGCAAAGAGUCAGAUUGGGCGGACGUUUAUUAUUAAAAUCAAUGUUUGAAUCUUAGCUAUCUUUUUUCGAAAGGGUAGCUAACUCCAAAGGAAAUCAUUUAUUUAAUAACCUUGAGAGGAUAUUUUUUGUCUUCAUUUCUGGAGUGAAUCAUGAAAUUACCACCACAUACUGUGCAGCAAUUUACGUUUCGAGGGUGUCCUUCAUUUCCAAAACAAUCUAUUAGAUUACCUGGUAACACUUCACUUUCUGAAACAUAAUGUCCUGUUGUGAUUGAUUAGUUUUUAGCAGUCGCAAAUCGCGUAUUUCAGUGAUCUGUUACGGUGGAAUUUCUAUCCUUUUGAAGCUCUUGAGGUAGACAGGAUGAAGUCUUAAGCCCUUGACCUUCAAGAGUGACUAGCACCUAAUUUCUCCUUACAUUAUCAUCCCUGAAUCAAACAUUAAGGAGGUCAUGAGAAUAAACAAAAUGAUCACCAACUAAAGAAGCCCUUGGUUGUUAAAUUCUCCUUGUCAGAUCUUAGGAAAGUAAGGAGAACAGUAUGGAGAAUAUGAUGAUGCUAAGUUGUUAUAUAAGGGUUGAGUAAAUCGCCUCUUUUACUCUCCGUGCGUAACUAUGAAGAUUACCAUCACGGCUUGACUUCCAUUUUUUUAUUAGUUAUAUUUCUUUUUCAAAAUAGAUUUUUUUUACUUCUUUUCAGGUUUUAUUAAGAUGUCGUGCUGUGGAGAACCAAUGUUAUGUCAUAGCUGCUGCACAAACAGGACAGCAUAAUGCCAAACGACGGUCUUACGGUCACGCUAUGGUAUGUAAAGUGUUGUGAUGGUCACAGAGUCACGCUAUGAUAUGUUACUUGGGACGAUGGUUAUACGGUCACGCUAUAGUACGUGUAAACUUGUAAGAACGGCGAUACGUCACGCCAUGGUAUAUUCUGUGUUGCGACAAUCAUAUGGUCACGCCACAGGAUGAAAAAUGACGAUGGUUAUACGGUCACGCCAUGGUAUGUAUUAAACGUGUAAGAACGUUUUAACGGUCACGCCAUCGUGUGUAACGUGCAAUGACGGUCUCGCAAUCACGCAUGUAACAUGUAAGGGUGAAUGCGUUUUUACUUAGCUGUAUAAACAACUUUUUAAUUCAAUCUCGUUGAACCAAUAGCUAUUUAGAGCCAACAAGAACUUUGAGUAGAAAGAUAUCAAUUAAAAAACUUCAAUAGAUUAUUAUUAAGUUAUUGAUAAUAACUUAAUAAUAAGUUCAUUGGUAAUAUAACAACUGAACAAAAGUCAUUUCUUAGCAGGCCUCGUGUAUUGAGUAUUGUUCUUGUUCAUGUCACUGCAGGUUGUAGAUCCUUGGGGCUGUGUUAUUGCUCAGUGUCAUGAAGGAAAUGACGUGUGUGUAGCAGAAAUUGACCUUGGAUACUUAAACAAGGUUCGGCAACAGAUGCCGUUGAUGAAUCAUCGGAGAACUGAUAUCUAUGGAAGCCUUAAUUCGGGACCGAAGCUUUGAGUAUGUCUUAACUAAAAUGCCCUCCACACGAAAAAGAAUUGUCAUCGUUCUCGUUUCAAUUCCAGCUGACUUAGUGUGUAGAAUAGAAAAGAACUGCUAAUAGCACGAAUAUUCCCUACAACAAACUGAUUUAGCCAAGUUCACUAAAUAAUUAUGCACUUCAAUCUUUGACGCCAGUCACUUUCUCUCUCAAUCUAGCUCUCCUGAAGCAAGAUUCUUUAGUUUUAUCAACUGUGUUGAUAACGUAAAUUAGCCACCUUAAAGAGUUUGUAAAGCUGAUGUUUCGAUGGGUAGCUUUCCUGCCGACACAGCACCACAGUUUCUUUAGAAACUUACCCCCUUUCACCUGAAGCAACUCGAUUUGAACUGAAUGUGGUGGCAGAUUGUUAAAUCAAAGUUUUCCUUAUGGAAUAUUUUAACAAGAGGAAAAUUUCAAAAAAACAGUGAAAUAAAAGGUGAAUCUUCUCCAUAUAUGAGUAAGCUAUAGCAAUAGCAGGACAUCGAAAUUAAGCCGACAAGACCGAACGCAAGAGGGGAAGUUGACAGCUUCCACUAACACCUGCUACGCUAGUUGAUAUUACUUUCAAAAUUAAGCACUCUUCAAUUGAAGAAAUAGAGCAGUUCUUAAAUGAGUAUCGAAAGUGAUCCUGGUAGCUGAGGUUUUUCAUUUACUUCGCUCCAAGAUUGGUCUAGAAAACUCACGCUACUUCCUCAACCAAUCGACUGCAAAACUAAAACAUAUCACGACUUGUUCCCCCCCACAUUUUCCCGCGCGUCAAGCAGGUUUUCUCUUUUUACUUUGAGUUCUCAUUGGUUAAUGAACAUGUUAACCUUGGUUCUGAUUUUUUAGUUGUUAUAACUUUGGUUUUGGAUUUUUGGUGACACUUAGUUGAAAACUGUUAGGUCCUAACAUAAUGAUUUGCUUUGAUUUGAUACUUUCUUCUUCUUGAAUUAUUUCUCGCUUGUGAGAAAAACUGUUCGACCGACAAGAAUUCGUGCAAUUCAUUACGAAUAGUUUUCAUUUGAAAAUUUCGCUUGGAAUAAAUAUCAGUAUCUGUUAAACAAAAAGGAAUCAGCAACAAAACAUUUAAGAUAAUAUAAACUCUCCUUUGACUAGAAUAGUCUCAAGAACUUUUCUGAGAUAAAUAUUCGUCGAAUCAUUAAAAAAUUUAGCCCUUGAAAAAAAAACUGAUCAUUGAGACAAUCAAUUUCAAAUAAAAAGUAUGAGCAUUACAAUGUAUCAAAGCAAGAGACAUGGGGAGCACUAUAUUGACCUUACUGGGGUUUUAGAACUUAUUUCCUUGCAGAAAGAACUGUCAAAACAUUUCAUAACUAUGUCCUAUUCUUAGAAAAUGCCUCUUCAUUAUAAAUAGGGCAACAGACAGUUUCCGACUAGCAAGAGUGUUUAGGUGAUUUCAACCUUGAGGAAUACCUUUUGUGUUAUAUACAUUACAUGUAUGGAGAACUUCUUAGACAAAAAUCUUAAAAUUUGUUUAGCUCGAAUAACUAAUCACCAAAAAAAUGUUAAAUUUUGUUUGGCUUGACUGAAUUAUUGCGCUCAAAAAUACUUGCGUAACCUUUGUUUGUUUUGACUAAUGAGUUGAUGUUUCUCCAAAAGGAAGGCUUCUGAAGUCGUUAACAG
Molecule: messenger RNA, 7102 nt
Organism: Pocillopora meandrina
Lineage: Eukaryota; Metazoa; Cnidaria; Anthozoa; Scleractinia; Pocilloporidae
Source: the annotation of a GenBank genome assembly